Molecule: messenger RNA, 6208 nt
Organism: Osmia bicornis bicornis
Lineage: Eukaryota; Metazoa; Arthropoda; Insecta; Hymenoptera; Megachilidae
Product: nuclear receptor subfamily 4 group A member 3-like
Exons: 3
Coding region: 5285-6208 (307 amino acids)
Source: RefSeq, a predicted model, not a curated record
AAUCUUAAUUUUAAUAUUAUCAGAUAGUUUGUAAAAAUUUUCAAAAAUUUCUAACAAUAAAACGUAAUACCGACGAGCAUAACCAUAGGAAUUCAGAGACUUGAACGCAUGGACGCCUGCUAUGCAUCGAAGUCACCGUGCGCUCGCUGACCACGCGUUGAAGUCUUUGCGUAGAUUCGUCGCAUCUCGCGUGCCGGCAUCGAAAUCACCGCGCGGCCUGGUUAAACCCGCUCGUGUUCUCGCGUAAUGGUCGGCGCGACCGGUUCGCGCGUUUCAUUCAGAGAGACGUCGAUGUUGCAUCUAUUCACGUGUACGGCUACAAUACAUCAUAAGCUACCUGUUCGACGGAAGACCGGUCACUGGUCGGCUUUGCCCGCGUUUCAACAGUAAACAGAACCCACUUUUCUUUUAUUUACAUUCAGUUUACCUGCCACGAAUUCCUAUCAAUUUAUUAGAACACAAUUUUAUGAAUAAAAUUAAUUUUUUUUUUGAAUAUCAUUAGCUUCAAGUGUAUCGAUUAAAUCGAGAAAUAUAAUUUUUCAUACCAUUUAAUUCAAAGAAACACGAUGUUCUACAGGGUUUUCUAAUCGAUGAUAAAUGACAGUAUCGUCCGCGAGGACGCAUAUUUCACCGAUAAUAACUUGUCGCCAGUCGUUCAGAAGGAUGCGCGCAAUUACGGGUGACACGACCUACGACAGAAUCCGCUUGUAGACGUUUCCACCGAAAGCAACGCGUGAUGCAUCUUCUUGCGUUAUCUCCGACGCGUCUAAAUAAAACGAACGGUUUCGUUCGUUCGAAUGAUUUUCCUUUGCUGUCCCGGCGAUUCCUGGCAUUCCUGAUGUCGCGUUUCCGCGAGCUUUUCCACGAGUGCCAGGGGGACUUUACCGUUCGUCGCGUCGUGAUGAAUAGAUGAAAUUCCACUGUGGAAUGUGUUGAUAUACCAUUCCCUGAUAUUGCAUAAUGUAUACAUUUUUUGGAAUGAAAGGAGAUAGUAAAAUUUCAUGGCGAGUAACCGAAAAGUGUUCAGAACGAAUAAGGAAAGAAAAGUCGAGGUUAGCGGGCGAGAAGCGUCUAAAAACGCGGUCGUAAGCCACUUCCCUUCGAAAACGUAGUCGUUCCUCCUCCUACUUCUUCUUCAUCUUCUUCUUCUUCGCUUCGAUCCGCCCACGCGGUUGCGUGCAGCCACCCACGCCGGGUAACGUGCACGCGUAACGACCGCGACGACGAUUCUCACGGGAAGGCGUGCGUAUUCAAAUUAUAUCCGUUCGCGGUCCGCGCCGCUGUCACGAGCCCGAUCCCCUAAUUACUCCCUGCUAAACAUCGCCGUGGUACAUACGCUGUCCGCUCGACGCGGAAUAAUUCUCCACGCGAGCCACGCACAAGUUUAUAUAUCUCUUUGAAGAACUGAUCCCUCUCUAGGCAACUCGUAACCCACAGUGUUUUAUUCAAAGGAAGAUGGAGUCUUGUACAUAAGGAUUCAUUUCUAAUGCCUCUUCCUUUUUUGAAUAAUGUCUUUGCUAGACCAAGAUCGUUUCUUCUCUACUAAUGGUAAUUGAAGAAAUAAGCAGAAGUGGGUUUUUAGAAUUUUUCUUGAUAAACUUCAUUCCCUUUUUGGUAUAAUUAUCAGGGUUCUAUUUUGGAUAGAAGAGGAUGAAAAUUUGUAGUUUUUCGCGGUCAGACGGUCGUUUUAAAACACUGUGCGACGUAGCCCGAGGCUGUCCUCUCUCGCUGGCUGCCCAUUUUUCACGAGUCUCCCUCUCGCUUCGUCUCCUCCUCCUUCUUCCUUCCUCCUCUGUCUUCCUUCCCUUCGACUCGUUUUUUCCUCUUUUAAUUCCAUUCGUUGCUUUUUCUCUUUUUAAUCUCUCUCCCUUGGUGCACGGCCAAACAGGGCGACGCGAGAGGAAGGAAAGAGGGAGGAAAGGAGAUUUCUUCGUCCCGGUACGCUCAUUUUCUCCUCUACCUCUCGUUCCUUCUAUCGGUAGAGGAACUCACGCACUCUCUCCUCUCCUCUCAACCUUUUCUUCCCCUCUUCCACAGGUUCUCUGAGAGAGCAGCGCCAGCCGACUGGCCACCUCCCCCUCGCGCCAUCCCGAACUUCUCGCUCUUUCGAUCCGGAGUCCAUCUCCGCUCGUAACCGGCCGCCGCGGCGCGGCAGCGGCAGCAGCAGAAGCCAGCUACGGCAGCUUCGUUCUUCUUUCCCGUCUGCGUCUAUAUACUCUCUCUUCGUGGCAUCGAGCGCAACGGGGAAUCAAUAGCACGCACGUGUGUCUGUAGUUAUAUCGGUGCAACCUCUUCGUCCUCUUCCUUUUGGAUUUUCAUCCUCGCGCUCCUCUUCCAUCCGCCUCACGCUUCUUCCUCUGCAAAGUCUGUACUUUUUUGCCAGCCGUCGAACGAGCCUCGUAGAACGUCCACGAGUAAUCUUCUCCUCCUCCUCGUCCUCGUCUUCUUCCUCUUCUUCUUCUCGAGUCCUCGAUAAAAAGCUUGAUAAAAGAGGGAGAACGGUCGCGUCUCCGUUCCUCUGAUCGAUCGAGCGGAGAACAAAGACCAGGUGAAAGUCGAUGAAAAUGCCGGUGGAAUCUUUACUCCACGACGAAGCUAAUGGUUAUAGAAUCGUAUGGAAAGAGCGAACAUCCACACGUGGACCAAACUAUUUCGUUCACCUUGGCGGUUCGACCUUAGACUUGGUCGAAUGUCCACGGACGUCUCGCGAUAUCUGGAUAUCCUUCUCAAGGUGGGAACACGCGGGGAGAAACGCUCCGGGGAUCGAACGAGAGAGAGUCGAUUGUGGCGGGCUGGAAGAACGAGAGGGAGCCCGGAGAAUUACGAUAAUCUACGUACGCAGUGUCCUCCUCCUUCUUCUCCGUGCUGGACGGCAAACUCCUGGGGAUAUCCUUCUCAAGGUAGCGGGAUGGACGAGGAGAAGGCUCGGUUGAACGUAAAGCGAGGAAAGAGGACAGCGGGACGAAAGCAUAAGAUACGUGUGCGUGUACCAGCGUCCUCGUCUUUCGAACGGAUCGAAGGGCGAGGUAUCCUUGUCAAGGUAGCAGGUAGGACGAGGAACGAAGGAGGGACAAUGGUUGGGAAAGACAGAGACGGACCUGGAGACACGAUAAUGCCGGGUGGCCGAGAGCCCUGGCUGCUUGGCUGCCUGGCUGCCUCGUCGAUGACUCGAUGCUCUGUUUGUAUCCGUGCAGGUCGCCUAAGAGACGAUCGUCUCGUCUUCGUCGCACUUGAAUACCUGCUAACUCGCCCUCUCUUUGUCUACCGUUGGCUACCUGCGCGCCGGCUAUCCUGUCUCCUGGUCCCCUCUCCUCUCGUCUACCUUUCGCUACCCGCGUCCUCCUUUUCCUCGUCUCGCACCUGGACGAGACUAACCUGAGCCAAGAAACGGACGAAGACGGAGGGAUAGACGGAGACUGCGGAGAAAGCGAGAGGCGAGACGAUCCGAGGAGCCGCAGGCACUCUCCUCGCCACCUCUCCACCACGAGUCUUGGUACCUAUUGCUGGAUUCUCUGCCGGAGGAGUGGGAGUACGUCGAGAGAGUGCUACAGGUAGGUGAGCCGAAAGAGGGAGCGAGAGAGAAGGUAGGUGGAUGAAAGGAGAAAGAGGGUAAAUGGGGAGGCGUCGUAGGGUGGCCAGGUAAGCGAACGAAGAAAGGCACUCGGCUGAAGGGAGAUGCAGCGAGGAGAUUCGGGAGCGAGGGAGGCUGACACGUAGAAAGAGAGAAGAAGGUUCUGUUAAGAGGAGAAGGAAUAAAGAUAGGAAGAUUGCUCGUGUGUGUAUUUGUGUGUACGUCGGAGAGAAGAGAAGGGGGUCCGAGACACGGAGCCAAGAGCGGGAUGCUGGGAGGCGGCGGCGACGGCGGCCAUGUUGCCGUAUCCCGAGAGAAGAGAGAACGAUCCGAGAGAGCACCGUGAGGCUGCUUCGUUUGUUGCUUGCAGCGGCUGCCCAAACUUUGGGUGGUUUAAUUCUACCUGUUGGGCCGCACAGUUCGGGCUAGUGCAUCCGUUCCACCCUCGUUCGCUCGUCACCACGAGGUUACAGCAAAACGAGAACUCGAGCCGUGGCAUCGACGCGACGUCGGUCGAUCGGUCGCGCGUACUACACACGCUCGCGUUCGCCUUCGUCUUCGCGUACGCGUUCGCGAUACCCGGCUACUACGAUGUCGUCGCGUUGUUUGCUCGCGUCGUCGUCGUCCAGGUCGUCGUCGUCGUCGUUCUUAUCCUGGUGCUUCGCGUCGUCGUCCUCGUCCUCGUCAUCGUCGUCGUAGUCGCAGUCACAACUCGCGGUCUGCGCGAGCGUGCGCGUGUGCCUGAAGCCGGUGUACAAGUGUGAAUCGUGGACAGACGAUCCGGUUUGGAAAAACCGUUCCCGGGUAUCCUCGUGACUCGUCGAAGAGGGGUGUGCGCGAAAGGAACGAUAGCGCUGGUGACUGGUUUACCGGAACGCGACACACGGAAUGGACCAGAAACGAGGAUAAUGAGGUGCGUGAAGUGAAUUUUGUGAGUUUCACGGUGCUUUAUCUGUCUUCGAACACGACUAUUAGUAAGCCGAUCGUUAGGAAGAACGCGAUCGUGCGUCGAACUGUGUGCGUGCGUACGGUGGAACAGGGUGCCCUCUGGACAGGGUGCCCUACCAGGAACAGCAGUCUCGGACUCGAGGCAAACCGCGAAAUCCGCGCUCGCACGGCUCGGUCAAUCGCGAAGGUGGUGACACUAUCAUCCGUUGAGAUGUGAUCCGGAAUACAGGAGGGACGCUUAGUAGUUUGUAGUUGGCCCCCUCCCUCCCCCUCCACCCCACCACAUCAGCACCCUUGCGACUUACCACCCACCACAUUCUACCACCAUCUACCACCUUCCUCUACUGCUCGCCACGUAUACGACGCAUACAUGCGCUUCGCCGAUCGUCCAUCCAUCUUGGAGAAUAGCCUGUCGGAUGCACCUCAACAACAUCCUUUUCGCGACGACACGCUUCCUUUUGUACGUUCUGAAGCUAGCCCCAACAAUUCGUUUGAUUCGCAGGUCAUCCAACGACCGAUCCUCUUCUUCCCGUUAACGACGUGCCAUACAACGCUCAGCAGCCUGUGAUACGCAAAACCCUUUGACUAGAAUUCGUACGCGUAGACGUAGUACACGGUUAACAGACCGUUUAACCAGCAGAAUAAUCCUCGAUCGAAGAUCGUUCGAGGAAAGAAGGAGGAAGAUCGAGGAAGAUCGAGGAAAAGGGAGCAACAAACCACGCCACGAUACGACGAGGAAAGAGAAGUGGAAGACAGCGCGGGAGAAUGUCGACUUGCACCGACGAGGCCGACAACGGACCCCUGCACAUGCAGGAGGCUCUGUCCCCGGUACAAGAGGGGCCAGUGUCUCCGGCGUCCUCCUCCCUGAGCAACCAAAAUCAAAACGAGAAUGAACAGCAAGUGUUACUUGCCACGAUGCAGCCGGUGAACGUGUUGGACUUGCACGAACCAUCGGCGGUCCACUCUCUCCACCCUAAAUACCAUCAUCACCACCAUCGUCAUCAUCACCACCAUCACCAUCAUCAUCAUCAACAGCAACACAUCCAAGGAGACCCGGACGACGUGCAGCAACGUGGCGGCGACGACACGGACGGUAGAGUGACGCCUGGCGGGGAUGCAUCCGCUGCCAACUCGACGCUGGGCGUCGGAGAGCACAAAAUGAUCGAUCUGAUAUACAACGACGGUCAGAAGACCGUCAUGUACACCCACGACAAAGAGAUCAUCUACGAGAACGAAGCUGACAGGGUGCAGGUGGUCGAGUAUCCUCCACCGCCACCCUCGCCACCCUCGCCGACUACACCGUCUUCGGUCAGCAGAGCCGCGUUGCUACCCCCGAGCUGCGUCACCCCACGAUCCGGAUCGACCACCACCGCUCUACACCUGCACCACUAUCCUCAGCUUCAGCUCCAACACGAGGACGAUCUACCACCGGGUGUACGGCACGCUGUGAACGCCACUGUGCCGAAUUGUGGUGCCGCCACCACCACUACCACGGUGCUGGUGCUGUCGGAGUUGGUAGCCGCCGACCCUGCGGCAGGAGCCGCGGCUGCGCAACAACUCACCCUCACCGCCGCCGCCGCUGCUGCUUCUCUUCGUGCAGGGCAAGUUUUCUUUAAUGAUUUCACUCUAAGGGUGGCUUUCUGGUGGAGGGUUUUCUUAAGACUGCGUUCAUCGAGCGAGAUUUCAUAA